Helianthus annuus (common sunflower) is the source of this 3470-nucleotide messenger RNA. Its product is annotated as TMV resistance protein N-like. Bases 1702 to 3060 code for a protein of 452 amino acids. Gene Ontology annotation, molecular function: ADP binding. The record is from RefSeq and is a predicted model, not a curated record. The transcript has 10 exons. Lineage: Eukaryota; Viridiplantae; Streptophyta; Magnoliopsida; Asterales; Asteraceae. Gene Ontology annotation, biological process: signal transduction; defense response.
UGCUCUUUCUUUGACAGCCUGGUUGCAAACACCUCUUUCUCUCUCUAAAACGUUUGGCCUCCCAUCUAUCUUUCUCUCUCUAAAAUGCUUGGCAACUAUACAUCGCCGCCGGAUCCAUUUGGCGUAGAUCUGUUGUCAUCUGUGAUACAAAGGGGAUUGUGUGGUGUUAGAGAGAGAAAUGGAGCGGUGGGUAUUGCACCGCCAUUGCCGGAGGCUCCGGCUUCAGAUCCUCAUCGACAAGUGGUCGCACGAAACGUAUUUUACUGGUGAUAUUGAAACAUCUCUACAAAAGGUGUUUACCAGAAUGGAUGAAAUUGAAUGAGGGUUUCAUUUGGUUUCCAAGAGGUGAAGCAAGACCAACAUCUGAAUUACUGGAUGUAUAGCGUGUGUUGCAACCAUGUCCGUGCGGCGGCGGUGGCGGAGACGCGGUGGCAACCGGCUACGGACACGGCUUCUUCAUUCAUUUCGCGACUCUCCAACAAAGGGGCUAUGUGAAUAUUGGUUCUCAUGCUUCAAUAAAAGUGUAUGUGAUCAGUUUUCGAGGUGUUUGUAUGUUGAGGAUCCUGUUCCUUGGUGGUGGUUGCAACAUUUCAAAGACAUCUUUGUGCUUAUUGGUGUUAAUAGAGAGAAUAAACAUAUCGUAUGGUGGAGACGGGAGAGACGAGAGCGACAGAGAGAAGAGAAAGAAGCAGAGCAAAAGGAACCCAGAGGUUCCAGCCACCGGUUCCGGCGUAGCGGCGGUGCUCAGGUUUCAAGUUACACCGAUGUCGUCGUAUUGGGACGCCGGAGGUCCGGUGAUACUACAUCGUGUUCAACCAGCUUCUUACGCGAAUCUCAGAUCUUCUUCCUAAUCGAACAAUUCUAACGUUGGUUACUUCCUUCACACCUCUAUCUUCCAAUUCCUUCAUCGCAGAUCCGAACAAAGAGAAGCCCGAAUCAUCGUGAUCGCGAAAGAAGAAGCCUCAGUCUUCACUUACUUCUACACUCACUGCGAGGAGCAAAGCUGCCUGUGGACUGAAUUAUAAACCGAAAAACAUUGUCGAUAUUGAUGCUGGAGACGUCUACAAAUUCUACAAACUUGUAGAGAUGGGAAGAAGGUACUUGUUUACAAGUAUGAAAGCAAUGGGAGUCUUGACAAGCAUUUAAACAACCCAGAUCUAACAUGGGACCAACGACUUAAGAUUUGCAUAGAUGUUGCUCAAGGUUUACGAUAUCUUCAUGACGAUGUUGGAUCUCAACAUAGAAUUCUCCACCGCGAUGUUAAAAGUUCAAACAUUCUUUUGGAUGAGAACUGGAAAGCUAAAAUCACGGAUUUUGGUUUGUCCAGAGUGGGCCCUGCGAAUAUGCAGUCUACCUUUGUUCUCUCCAAUGUAUGUGGCACAAUUGGAUAUAUUGAUCCGGACUACUACCAUACUGGUUACCUCACCCAAAAGUCUGACGUUUACUCUUUUGGGGUUGUGUUGUUUGAAGUUCUGUGUGGGAGGCUCACACGUCUUAGAGAGUACAUGGACGAGCGUCAAUUUUUAACUCUUUUGAUCAAAAUACAUUGGAGAAGGAAAACAUUAGAUACUAUCAUUUAUUCUUAUAUAAGGGAACAAAUCAACGAAGCUUCUUUAGUUACGUUUUCAAGCAUUGCCUACCGAUGUUUGAUGUGCCCAAAUGAACGUCCAACAAUGAGCCAGGUUGUGAAACAGCUGGAGAAUGCUUUACAUUAUCAACAAGUCAUUGCCAUCCUCCUCUCAGUCCAUUCCUUCCUCUUUGUCUUUUCGGCCAUGGAGUUUUGAUGUCUUUAUAAGUUUUAAUGGAGAAGGUACCUGCGAGACAUUUGCACAUAAUCUCUUCUUGGCUCUUAAACGUCGACAAGUCAUAACUUUCAAGGUCCGUGGAGAAAUUCCUAGAGAAGAAACCAUUCCACAAUCCCUCUUACUACUUAUUGAAGAAUCACGGAUAGCCAUCAUCAUAUUCUCCCGAAAUUAUGCUCGCUCUUCUCGGCGCUUGAACGAACUUGCAUUUAUUAUGAAAAAUAAGGAUGUUAGGGGGAAAGUUGUGAUACCUGUAUUUUAUGACGUGAAACCCUCUGAAGUGAAAUCACAAACAAGUUAUUAUAGAGAGGCGCUUGCCAUGCAUGAGUUAAACUACAACUACAGCAAAGGAAAGGUUGAAUCUUGGAAAAAAGCACUUGCGAAGGCAUCUGACCUUUCUGGAUGGGACGUGGCUAGUGGGGAUGAAUCGGAACACAUCCAAAAAAUGGUUGGCAGGAUUUCAAGUGAAUUGUUUGGCUUGAUGCAACAUUCCAAAGAAAGUGCUGAUACAGGCCUAAUUGGCAUACAGGCCCGUAAGCAAGAGUUGAAAUUACUUCUAGAUGUUGGUACGGGUGGUGUUCGCAUAGUUGGAAUAAGUGGGAUGUGGGGUAGUGGAAAAUCUACUCUAGCCUUAUCUAUUUAUGAUGAAAUAAUUCAUGAGUUUAAAGGUUGCUGCUUUGUCCAAAAUGUUAGAGCCAGAUCAAGAAUGCAUGGCUUGAAAAUGCUACAAGAAGAAAUUCUUUCAAAUGUGCUGAAAGAAGAAGUGACAUUAAUGAACCUUGAACAAGGAAUAUCCAUGAUGGCCAGAAGAUUAUGUCAGUCCAAAGUUCUAAUUGUCCUUGAUGAUGUAGACCACGCUGACCACUUAGAUAUGUUAGUUGGAUCAGACAACUGGUUUGGUGAGGGGAGUCGGAUAAUAUUCACCACUAGAAACCAAGAUCUGGUGACUGCUCGUAGUUCACUAGCGCAUAAUGUCAGGAUGUUAGAUGAUGAAGAGGCUAUUGAACUGUUUAGUAGGCGUGCAUUUUGGAAUAGUAAACCUGCACAGGGUUUCGAGGAGGUUUCACGAAAUAUGGUUUCUAAAUUUGGUGGUCAUCCAGCAGCACUUAUACAAAUGGGUCGUAUUCUACAUGACAAAAAUGAGUGGAAGAGCAUCUUGGAUAGAUUAGAAGGUAGACCAGUUAAUGAAAUUCUGAAAGAGUUUAAAACGUUUGAUGAUGGACUAGUGAGAAAUUUUUUUCCUCGGUUUCUCACUUGAAGGGGCUGGAGCCGAUUUGCCGUAAAGCUUCUGGUGUUCAGUUAUUUGGAUAGUAAAAGGUACACCAUUUAAUGGAGAUGUACAGUGCAUCCUGGCAAUUUACUCAAAUCACUCAGCUAAUUCAUCUACUCCCUUUCGACGGAUGUUGCUCAAACAUCCAUUUAACCAAGGUCAUGUUGAAAAUGUAAUUCAAAUUGUCCUAAUGUGAGUUGUUGAAGUAGUAUUCGUUGAGGUUGUUACGAGGGAACCUUUAAGUCAAGAAAGAAGACCGAGUCAUUAGGAAGUUUGGGUCAAGUGGAGUUAGCCUUGUUUACAUAGUAGUUUGUUAGCCUUGUUUUGUUUUAUUGUUUUCCUCUUCACAUGUCAUUUAUAUAAGUAUAUCAAUAAGAAAUAUAUACAGUAAACAAAAA